Linum tenue is the source of this 1185-nucleotide messenger RNA. NCBI's taxonomy places the organism in Eukaryota, Viridiplantae, Streptophyta, Magnoliopsida, Malpighiales, Linaceae. The record is from the annotation of a GenBank genome assembly.
AUGAAGAGGUUUUCCUUUUCCCACGGAACGGUGUUGACGAUUAUUCUCGUUUUGCCGGCGGCGAUAUUGUUCGGUUCUGAUAUUGCGGCAGCUUCCGCCGGUGAUCCCACCGAUGGUUUCACGGAGGUGCCGUUGAAGCCGUCCAACAUUGCCCUCCAGAAACCAUACGACGUCCCUCUCGACCAGCGCUACAGCUUCAUCGACGGCGUUCACCGGAUGUGGGUCUACUCCGACGACAAGCCUUUCAGUCGCCACAGCGACACCCAGCCUCGUACUGAAGGACUUGAUUAUCAUUCGGGAGUAUGGCAAAUGGAAGGCCACGUGUACGUCCCCAAGGGCACAUCGGGAUCCAACUUCGUCGUCCAACGACCGUACGACGUUCCUCUGAGUCAACGCUAUAGCUUCGCCGGCGGCACUCACCGCCUGUGGGUCUAUGCCGACGACAAGCCACAUGAUCGGAAAAGCCAUACCCAACCACGUACAGAAAUCCGCAUCACUGGGUUGAACUACAAGUCGGGAGUGUGGCAGUUCGAAGGGUACGGUUUUGUACCCAACGGCACGUCGGGAGCCACCGUAGCUCAGAUUCACGGCUCGGCCCACCGGAACACCACGAUGAUUCUGAGGGUCUACGCGCCGGGAGAAAUGAGGUACUACAGCUAUCUCCACGUGGCCGACGGGCUAUACGACAGGUGGUUCCGGCUGAACAUGAUCCACGACGUCGACGGCGGCAAGGUGACCGUGUUCUUGGACGGCGAGCAGAACAAUACCCAGCCCCGCACCGAAAUCCACAUCGCGGGGCUGGACUACUCGUCGGGAGUGUGGCAGUUCGAAGGCCACGGUUUCGUCCCCAACGGCACGUCGGGAGCCACGGUGGCUCAGAUCCACGGCGCGGCCCACGGCAACACCACUUUGCUUCUGAGGGUCUACGCGCCGGGAGAAAUGAGGUACUACAGCUCUCUCCACGUGGCAGACGGGCUUUACGACAGGUGGUUCCGGCUGAACAUGAUCCACGACGUCGACGGCGGCAAGGUGACCGUUUUCUUGGACGGCGAGCAGAAGUUCCAGUACCACGACCAAGGUCCCGGCGACUUGUAUUUCAAAUGUGGCGUUUAUGGGGCUCCGGCUAAUAUUAGCUAUUACAUGGAGGCCAGGUGGCGAAACAUCAGAAUUUAUAGAAAGUAUUGA